UACGUGGCCUGGGCCGGGCUGAGGCCGGAGGGUGUUUCGGACCUGCAGCUGUGCGCCUUCCGUGGGUUCUCAGGCUCGGAGCGGACCUCCGUGCGCCUUUGGAAGAGAUGGAGAGAGAAGCAGAAAAUGGAGAGCCUCCUGAAAUGAAGAUCAUCAAGGAGGCGUACGAGAAGGCCUUUAUGUUUGUCAAUAAAGGACUGAACACAGACGAAUUAGGGCAGAAGGAAGAGGCAAAGACCUAUUACAAGCAGGGAAUAGGGCACCUGCUUAGGGGCAUCAGCAUCGCGGCGGCAGAGCCAGGGCACACAGGCCCUGCGUGGGAGGCCGCCAGACAGAUGCAACAGAAAAUGAAGGAAACGCUUCAGAACGUCCGCACCAGGCUAGAGAUCCUGGAGAAGGGCCUCGCCACUUCUCUACGGAAUGACCUUCAGGAAGUGCCCAAGUUAUACCCAGAGUUCCCUCCUAAAGACACGUGCAAGAAGUCCCCAGGGCCCGAGUCAGCUCCCCAGCAUGCUGAAGUGGAUGGAAGAGCCUCAGCUGCGGGUGCUGGGCCAAGUGCCGCGCCUUCUGCUCUGCCGUUACCAUCGCCCGGCUGCCCUGCCGAAGCGCCACCAGCCUACACCCCACAGGCUGCUGAAGGCCACUACACUGUUUCCUACGGGACAGACUCUGGGGAGUUUUCAUCGGUGGGAGAAGACUUCUAUAGGAACCGUUCCCAGCCGCCCCCUCUUGAGACCUUGGGGCUCGAUGCAGAUGAGCUGAUCUUGAUCCCAAAUGGAGUGCAGAUCUUUUUUGUAAACCCUGCGGGAGAGGUCAGUGCUCCCUCAUACCCUGGCUACCUGCGGAUCGUGAGGUUCUUGGAUAAUUCUCUGGAUACAGUUCUGAACCGCCCUCCUGGAUUUCUCCAGGUGUGUGACUGGUUAUACCCUCUAGUUCCUGAUAGGUCACCAGUUCUCAAGUGCACCGUGGGAGCAUACAUGUUUCCAGACACCAUGUUACAAGCUGCUGGGUGCUUUGUGGGGGUUGUUCUCUCAUCUGAGCUCCCAGAAGAUGACAGAGAGCUGUUUGAAGAUCUGUUGAGACAGAUGUCUGACCUUCGGCUCCAGGCCAACUGGAAUAGAGAAGAAGAAGAAGAGGAAGAAGAAGAAGAAGAUGAAUUCCAAAUCCCUGGGAGAGCAAAGGAACUACCAAAGGAAGCGUCUGGCACUGAUGUCAGGCAGUCAAGUUCUUCAGGUUCUUCAAUAGACCAAGGCAGCAAGGAUGCACGCCAUAAAGGAAAGCGUGGGAAAAAGACUAAAGAUUCUUCAAGUGAAGAAGUUAAUCUGAGACAGAUCGUGCCUUGUGAGCCAAGUUCAGAAGAAAAGUCGAAAGACCUGCCUGAAUGGAGCGAGAAGGUGGCCCACAACAUUCUGUCAGGUGCUUCCUGGGUGAGCUGGGGUUUGGUCAAAGGUGCUGAAUUUACUGGCAAAGCAAUUCAGAAAGGUGCUUCUAAACUCAGAGAGCGCAUUCAGCCAGAGGAAAAGCCAGUGGAAGUGAGUCCAGCUGUUACCAGGGGCCUCUACAUAGCGAAGCAGGCAACUGGAGGAGCCGCAAAAGUCAGUCAGUUCCUGGUUGAUGGCGUCUGCACAGUAGCGAAUUGUGUUGGCAAAGAACUCGCUCCACAUGUCAAGAAGCAUGGAAGCAAACUCGUUCCAGAAUCUCUGAAGAGAGACAAAGAUGGGAAGUCUACCCUGGAUGGCGCCAUGGUUGUGGCAGCAAGUAGUGUUCAAGGAUUCUCAACUGUCUGGCAGGGACUGGAAUGUGCAGCUAAAUGCAUCGUUAACAACGUGUCUGCAGAAACUGUACAGACUGUCAGAUACAAGUAUGGGCACAACGCAGGAGAAGCUACACAUAACGCGGUGGACUCGGCUAUCAAUGUUGGGGUCACUGCCUACAAUAUUGACAACAUCGGUAUCAAAGCCAUGGUGAAGAAAACUGCCAAGCAGACGGGACACACUCUCCUUGAGGACUACCAGAUCAUUGAGAGUCCUCAGAGGGAAAGUCAGGGAGGAGCAACAAGCAUAGAAGGGACAAGAGAUGUGGAAAGGAAGAUGGAGGAAGAGAAGAAAGGGGCAAAAAAGAAAGAUAAAUAACAGGUGUUCUGGUAGUGACCCGCACCAAAGCCUUACCAGAUGGAGGGGUGUGGAGAGGAUGUGGAUUCUCCACAGAAGAACAGCAUCUUCUAUCAGUUCAUUCCUACCAAGUGACUGUUGGAAGUUUGGGGCAUGUAUCCACUUACAAGGAAAAUAAUCAGUAUUCUUACAUCUGGCUUCUAGACAUAUGCAGUUUGUAGUCUCAGUAAGUUUAUUUUCCCUUAAAUGUGGCUAAAGUAUUUUUGCAGUUAAAUAAAGCUUGUAAUAUAUGUGAUUUAAACCUAA
This is a messenger RNA of Rattus rattus (black rat), 2417 nucleotides long. RefSeq names its product spartin (gene Spart). Gene Ontology annotation, cellular component: plasma membrane. Gene Ontology annotation, biological process: negative regulation of BMP signaling pathway; cell division. Bases 108 to 2132 code for a protein of 674 amino acids. NCBI's taxonomy places the organism in Eukaryota, Metazoa, Chordata, Mammalia, Rodentia, Muridae. The record is from RefSeq and is a predicted model, not a curated record. The transcript is spliced from 9 exons.